Molecule: messenger RNA, 1836 nt
Organism: Neolamprologus brichardi
Lineage: Eukaryota; Metazoa; Chordata; Actinopteri; Cichliformes; Cichlidae
Gene: gdf5
Product: growth differentiation factor 5
Cellular component (GO): extracellular region
Molecular function (GO): growth factor activity; cytokine activity
Source: RefSeq, a predicted model, not a curated record
CCGCUCGUGACGCCGCACGACUACAUGCUCGCGCUGUACUGGUCUCUCUCCAGCGGUGACGUUAACGGCAGCGCGCUGCACGAGGCCGGCCUGGCCAACACCAUCACGAGCUUCGUGGAUAAAGGGCAAGAUGAACGUGGGCCCCAGCUGCGACGGCAGAGGUAUCUCUUCAACAUCAGCUCUCUGGAAAGGGAUGGGCUCCUGGGGGCCGAGCUACACAUCCUGAGGAAGCGCCUGCCUGACCCUCGCAGAGUCUUGAUAGGCUACAGAGGAGGAGAAGGAGGAGGAGUCCCGUCACCGCUCCUAAGGCUGUACACCUGCGCUUCAGGCAAACAAAAGGCCGCUCUUGUCCAGGUGAAGACCGUAGAGGAUCUGUUCAGCAGCAUAUGGGAAGUGUUUGACGUUUGGAAGGUCUUUAGGGGCUUCAAAACCCAGAAAGGCCAGCAUUCCCAGGAGCUGUGCUUUGAACUGGAAGCGCUGGAGCACGGAGGCGGUCGCCCCAUGGACCUUCGCGCUCUGGGAUUCGCUCGACACGGCAGGACCAACAAGGAAAAAGCCUUCUUCUUGGCAUUUGGGAAAAGCAAGAAGCGUGACCUUUUUUACAAAGAGAUCAAAGCGCGGUCCGGCCACGACAACAAAACAGUCUACGAGUACCUGUUCACCCAGCGACGGAUGAGACGGGCACCUGCCGCGAGGGGAGCCAAGAAACCCGCGCAGCAGUCCCUGCCGCAGUCCAUAUCCCAGCACCAGACAGUGAAGGCCAGGCUGCGCUGCCACCGGAGACGGCUCCACGUCAACUUCAAGGAGAUGGGCUGGGACGACUGGAUCAUCGCGCCGCUGGAGUACGACGCCUAUCACUGCGACGGCGCCUGCGAUUUUCCCAUCCGCUCACACCUGGAGCCGACCAACCACGCCAUCAUACAAACCCUGAUUAACUCCAUGGACCCGGAGUCAACGCCGCCCACUUGCUGCGUCCCGACACGGCUCAGCCCGAUCAGCAUCCUCUACAUCGACUCGGCCAAUAACGUCGUCUACAAGCAAUACGAGGACAUGGUGGUGGAGUCGUGCGGGUGCAGGUAGCAGCUAAAACUGGAGUUGGUAUUUCAGGCUCGCUGCUACGCAACGCACAUUACUCCUCACACUCAAGCGGGCUUACAAGAAUGCAUACCAGAAACUAUUUAAGACUAAACAGAUGAAGAUAAACUCACGGAGGUGAUGCUCUGAAACGCCCACUCACUGUGUAAUGUUGACGUUGGUAGUGAUGAGCAAUAUGCAUCCAGUACAAUCCAAAUAAUGGAAACACGACCCGAUGGAAAAAGACUAGUUUGGACUGUUUCGACGGACUUUUUCCUUCUUCUUAGAUUCGUAUCAAUUUGCAGAUUGUUGUAAAGAGUUUGGAAAAAUGAAGUGUUAUACUUAAAAAUGCUCUUUUCCAGCACUUAUCCGAUGAAGUCAUUUGUAUGCCUUAUCCAAGACCUUUUUGUAAAGCAUGUCAAGAAUUUCUGAUGUAUAAAUACGAGCCAGGGAUGAAGUGCUCAUCUGACCUGCUCCAAAUUUGGGAAAGCUGCAUAAACUCGUGUUCAAUAAAAAAAAAUGUCUAAUUGACUGAGCUCCAAACUCCUAUCAGUGAAAACCUCUGCCCCCCCACCCCCUCGAGGAUCUGCAGACUAAACUAUCGGAGGAAUUUGUGAGAUUUACAGCUGCCAAAUUUACAAUUUAACCCAGGAAUGACUGUUUGAUGUGGAACAUGAGUGUUUUACUUGGCUGGCUUGAUAAACUGUUGCAAAGGUCUAGUUAAAAUUACGAGGAGUCGGGUUUUUUAACUUUGUGCCUAUU